Manis pentadactyla (Chinese pangolin) is the source of this 584-nucleotide messenger RNA. It is a transcript of the gene VENTX, whose product is annotated as VENT homeobox. The record is from RefSeq and is a predicted model, not a curated record. Gene Ontology annotation, molecular function: DNA binding. Lineage: Eukaryota; Metazoa; Chordata; Mammalia; Pholidota; Manidae.
AUGGGCCGAGAGAAGGGGCUGAGCAAGGACGCAGACCCCACGCAGGCUCCACGCUUCCGCACAGCCUUCACGGUGGAGCAGGUCAGCACCCUGGAGAGCUCCUUCCGGCGCCGGCACUACCUGGCCCCCUGGAGCGCGGCCCGGGAGAUGCGGCUCUCAGAGGUGCAGAUAAAAACCUGGUUUCAGAAUCGCCGGAUGAAACACAAGCGCCAAGUGCAGGACUCCCAGCUGAGCAUCCCCUUCUCUGGAGCUCUUUGCACACCCCUGGCUUUCUGCCCACCACCCUCUGCCCUGGGCAGCUGCCUGCAGCUCCUGUACCCCUGGGCAUCCCUCCCUGGGCCCCUGGCUUUGGUACAGCCUCCUGGCUGCUCCUGGGAUCCCUGCCAACUGAAACAAGCCUCCCUGGCUUCAGCAUGGGCCUCGUAACAGCCUCCGACCUGCUGCCUCCCAGGCCCUGGGGACCAGGUGCACGUGCUGGGCCCAGCCUUGUCCAGGGGAUCCUGGGGCCUGUGUGCACAGCCAGAGACUGGGGAUGUCUUCUGAGGAAGCAUGGCAGCCAGAAGCCUGCAGCUGGGGUGUCAGAC